Messenger RNA from Striga hermonthica, 1236 nucleotides. The record is from the annotation of a GenBank genome assembly. Lineage: Eukaryota; Viridiplantae; Streptophyta; Magnoliopsida; Lamiales; Orobanchaceae.
AUGUUUCUAACUCUCGAGGCCCGACGUUAUUCUUUCCCAACAGCGGAACCCAUAAUUAACCCCUCAAAGAGUACGACUAAACUAAUCCUCCCACUCAUCCACCGUGGUGCUAUUUUACGCCCAUUUCCAAAUAUCAUCACCUCAAGUUUAACAAAUCAGGCAAACAUCGACAUCAGGAGCCUGCUAAUUCCAGACCAAGAAGCCAUGGGUUUCCUAGUAAACAUAUCGAUAGGCGAGCCUCCGGUUCCGCAGCUCCUGUCCCUGGACUCGGGGAGUUCCCUAACAUGGGUACAACCCCUCAUGUGCAGGGGUUGCACCCCUGCCCAAGGCCCCAUCUACGACCCUGGGGCCUCCUCCACGUACAAACCCCUCUCCUGCACCUCCUUAUCCCAAUGCACGCAAUACUCGGACUUCUCCACAUGCCGGCAGGACUCCCGGUGCACCUUCUCCGUAAAUUACCUGGAUACCUCCCACUCGGCCGGCGUUCUCGCCCUUGAGAAGUUCACGUUCGUCACCUCCGAGGGGGGCGCAUCCGUAAUUUCGGACCUCGCGUUCGGGUACGGGCAUGAAAGCAGCGGAAACCUGCAACGAGAGACCGGGAUUCUCGGCCUCCAAGUCCUGAAUGAGCACUCGCUCGUGUCCCGACUGGGCAACAGGUUCUCGUACUGCUUCGGUAACAUUAGCGAUCCCAAUUACCCAUACAGUCGCCUGGCCCUCGGCUCGGGUGCUGUAAUCGAAGGUUUCUCGACACCACUGAGAUUUUUGCAGGGCCACUAUGCGGUGGGCUUGAGGGGGAUCAGCAUGGGCGGGAAAAAUCUAGAUAUAUUUAAGGGGCAUGGUUUUGAGUAUCAGAUGCUGGUUGACUCGGGGUCUACAUUGAUUAGCCUGGAGAGGGGUGCGUAUGAGGAGGUGAGUGGGGCAGUUGGGGAGCUGUUGGACGAGCGGUUGAGCCGUUAUCGCGCAGACAUGUUGUGUUAUUGGGGUGAUUUGAGACGGGAUCUCGAGGGUUUCCCGCUCGUGACUCUGCUGUUGGAGGAGGGGGCCGAGGUUUAUCUUGGAGUAGAGAGUAUUUUCCGGCGACAGAAUGACGGGGUGUUUUGCCUGGCCAUGGAGGUUGCUUCAGCGGGGAUUAAUAUAAUUGGGGCGUAUGCUCAGCAGUAUUAUAAUGUUGGGUUUGAUUUGGAUGCAAAGAGGGUUACCUUCAUGAGCACCGAGUGUGAGCUGCUUGAUGACUGA